This is a messenger RNA of Paramecium pentaurelia, 860 nucleotides long. The record is from the annotation of a GenBank genome assembly. NCBI's taxonomy places the organism in Eukaryota, Ciliophora, Oligohymenophorea, Peniculida, Parameciidae.
UUCUCAGUUGUGCCAUCACCAAAAGUGUCUGACACAGUCGUUGAACCAUACAACGCCACCCUUUCAGUCCAUUAAUUGGUCGAGAAUGCUGAUGAAUGCAUGGUCAUUGAUAACGAAGCCUUAUAUGAUAUUUGUUUCAGAACAUUGAAAUUGACAACCCCAACCUAUGGUGAUUUGAAUCACUUGGUCUCAGCUGCUAUGUCAGGAGUUACAUGCUGUCUUAGAUUCCCAGGUCAAUUGAACUCUGACUUGAGAAAAUUGGCUGUUAACUUGAUUCCAUUCCCAAGACUCCAUUUCUUCAUGAUUGGUUUUGCCCCACUCACAUCAAGAGGAUCAUAAUAAUACAGAGCUCUUACAGUCCCAGAAUUGACAUAAUAAAUGUUCGAUGCCAAGAACAUGAUGUGUGCUGCUGAUCCAAGACACGGAAGAUAUUUAACAGCAUCUGCUCUCUUCAGAGGAAGAAUGUCAACCAAAGAAGUCGACGAAUAAAUGCUUAAUGUUUAAAAUAAGAACUCAUCUUAUUUCGUUGAAUGGAUUCCCAACAACAUUAAAUCAUCCAUCUGUGAUAUCCCACCAAAGGGUUUGAAGAUGGCUGUUACCUUUGUUGGUAACUCAACUGCUAUCUAAGAAAUGUUCAAGAGAGUUGCUGAAUAAUUCACAGCCAUGUUUAGAAGAAAGGCCUUCUUACAUUGGUACACUGGUGAAGGUAUCUACUUAAUUUUAAUCUAUUCUAGGUAUGGACGAAAUGGAAUUCACUGAAGCUGAAUCUAACAUGAACGACUUAGUCUCUGAAUAUCAAUAAUAUCAAGAUGCCACUGCUGAAGAAGAAGGAGAAUUUGAAGAAGAAGGAGAAUAAUGAU